AUGUGUAUAGAAUUAAUUGUGCAUGAUUUCUUAGAUUGUUAUUGGGUAAGAUCCACAGUAAAACUCUGUAAACUUAUAGCCUCCGGUUAUAACUUUCAUACCUCAUUUUACAUAUAUCUAAUAUUCCAUAAUGUCUGCAUUGUCUUUGCAGUACUUGGUCAGGAACUUAAAAAAACUAUCAACGCCUGUAUUAGUGACAAUGUUACUUUGUUCUUUGAUCUCCCUCAAAGAAAGGAUCUUACAGUGGGAAGUUAUCUUGUGUAUAAAUAUGAUGUAAAGGGAGAUCCAACCUUUGCCAAAGUAGCUGAGAAAAAAUUGGAAACUUUGAUGGAUGUUGUGGAAGGACGGCUAUUAAUUGACUUUUAUGAUGAUUCGUCACAGCUGAAAAAUGUAGUGUUACUGAAUGUGCAGAAAAAUGAUGUUUCUAAUUAUAUUCUUGUGAUUAAUUACACCAAUGCUGCAAAACAGUCGCCAGAAUAUGUCCUGGAAUUGCCAGUAAAAGAUAUUUGCUUUGAGAAUCCCAAGGAAAAGGAUGGAUGUGUUUUUUCAACUUGUUUCACAGGAGAAGAUGGGACUCUAAUGAAUAAUGAGACGGGCAUGACAGAGACAGUGAAUGGCUACAAAGUGAUAUCAAACUGUACAAGUGGUGUAACUGUCAGCUAUAAAUGCUGUAAUGCAGCUGGGGAAUGUGAGCAGCAAAUGCUCAAAGUACCAGAACCUGUCGAAGAUUUUGAUAAUUCUGAUUCUGAUGAAAAUGGCGGACCUUCAUAUUUGACAAUAGUUGGUAUAUUUGGAGUUUUGAUAGGCCUUGCUCUCAUCAUUGGCAUUGUAGUGUUCCUAAUGAAACGCAGAAAUAAAUGA
Messenger RNA from Saccostrea echinata, 861 nucleotides. RefSeq lists its product as uncharacterized. NCBI's taxonomy places the organism in Eukaryota, Metazoa, Mollusca, Bivalvia, Ostreida, Ostreidae. The record is from RefSeq and is a predicted model, not a curated record. The transcript is spliced from 4 exons. The coding region runs from base 1 to 861 and encodes 286 amino acids.